Molecule: messenger RNA, 4038 nt
Organism: Lecanosticta acicola
Lineage: Eukaryota; Fungi; Ascomycota; Dothideomycetes; Mycosphaerellales; Mycosphaerellaceae
Source: the annotation of a GenBank genome assembly
AUGCCCCACGAGGAAACCUCCGCGGCGGUGGCCAGUAUCCUGUCAAACUUUGCCAAGCAGUACGCUCCUCUCGAGCCGGACUCGUUCCCCGCGGGCGCCAUCGCAAAUGGCAUCAAGAGCAACCGAAUCUCCCUCCCUGGCGACGACACGGUGGAGAAACGGACACUCGAGCGCGAGCUGAACGCCCUCGCGACCCGCAUCCAGUUCCUCGAAGCGCGAGCGACCAGCGGCCUCAGUUCGCUGCCUAUCACGCCCAAUGAACCCGCCGCGUCCAGCUUCCCUUCAGACAGUCCCGCGUCGCCCAGGUCCGCCGCCCUCAAUCCUCGCCAACGCUCCGCUUCGUGGGUCAACAGCCUCCUCGCCAAGAACGAGGGCGAGCCACAUUAUCGGCAGCUCACCGAGGAGCAAUUUGCCUUUCUGCGUGAGCACAUCGACCAGCAAGCGCAGGAGAUCAAGAGCCAGAAGGAUUUCAUCGAUGGCAUCAAAUCCCAGCUUACGCAUCAGCAAAAUGCGACAAAGGCCGCGCUCGAUACACUCGGGAAUUCUCAGUCAAUAGAGCAGCUGAAGCGCGAGAUCGAGAAGAACGCGCAGAUCAAUGCCACAUAUCAAAAGGUCCUGCGAGAAAUUGGCACCAUCAUCACUGCCGUUGCCAAUGGAGACCUCAGCAAAAAGGUGCUUAUCCAUGCCACCGAGAAGGACCCGGAGAUUGCACGGUUCAAGCAUACAAUCAACCGCAUGGUCGACCAGCUGCAGGAGUUUGCCAGUCAAGUCACACACUUGGCGAAAGAAGUCGGCACGGAGGGAAGGCUUGGCGGACAGGCCAUAGUCCCUGGUGUCGACGGCAUUUGGGCCGAACUGACGCAGAAUGGUGAGUCGGAGUGGUCAUCUGGCGAGUACGUGACGGGACGCAUGCUGACAGCCCUCGACAGUAAACGUGAUGGCACAAAAUCUCACCGAUCAAGUACGAGAAAUCGCCGUAGUGACCACCGCAGUUGCCCAGGGUGACUUGAGCCGCAAAAUCCAGCGACCUGCAAGAGGCGAGAUUCUUCAACUACAGCAGACGAUAAAUGACAUGGUGGAUCAACUGCGGACCUUCGCUACGGAAGUCACACGUGUAUCCCGAGAUGUCGGAACUGAAGGUGUCCUCGGGGGUCAGGCUCAAAUCGAAGGCGUGCAGGGCAUGUGGAACGACCUGACGAUCAACGUGAACGCCAUGGCAAACAACCUCACGGCGCAAGUACGAGACAUCGCAGAGGUGACGACUGCUGUCGCCCAGGGCGACCUGACAAGACAAGUGAAGGCACACUGCAACGGUGAGAUCCUGGCACUCAAGACGACCAUUAACUCCAUGGUUCAUCAACUCCGCCAAUUCGCCCACGAAGUCACUCGAGUAUCUCGCGAAGUCGGAACCCAGGGCCGACUCGGAGGACAAGCCACUGUUCACGGCGUGGAGGGAACAUGGAAAGAUCUCACCCAAAACGUCAACGGCAUGGCAAUGAAUCUUACUACGCAAGUGCGCGAGAUUGCUGAAGUCACGACGGCUGUCGCACAGGGUGAUCUGAGCAAGAAGGUCGAGGCUGAGGUACAGGGUGAAAUGCUAGCACUCAAGAAUACCAUCAACACCAUGGUGGACAGACUUGGCAUCUUUGCGUACGAAGUCAGCAAAGUCGCUAGAGAGGUCGGCACAGAAGGUGUCUUGGGUGGCCAAGCCAAGGUUGAGAAUGUUGAAGGCAAAUGGAAAGACCUAACAGACAAUGUCAACACCAUGGCCAAUAACCUGACCAGCCAAGUGCGCAGUAUAUCGGAUGUCAACCAGGCCAUUGCACGAGGCGACAUGAGCCAACGCAUCAAGGUGCACGCCCAAGGAGAAAUUCAGACCCUCAAAGACACCGUCAACGACAUGGUUACAAGACUGGAUGCCUGGUCUCUGGCUGUCAAACGGGUGGCACGCGAUGUCGGCGUUGAUGGCAAAAUGGGUGGCCAAGCUGAAGUCGAAGGAAUUACCGGCCGCUGGAAGGAGAUCACAACGGACGUGAACAUCAUGGCGCAGAAUUUGACAUCACAAGUCCGCGCUUUCGCCGACAUCACUCACGCGGCGAUGAAAGGCGACUUUACCAAGAUGAUCAACGUCGAGGCGUCGGGCGAGAUGAACGAGUUGAAAAACAAGAUCAACAAGAUGGUUCUCAACUUGCGCGAAAGUAUUCAGAAAAACAACCAAGCCAGAGAGGCUGCCGAACUCGCCAACAAGACGAAAUCCGAAUUCUUGGCCAACAUGUCGCACGAGAUCCGCACACCCAUGAACGGCAUUAUCGGCAUGACACAGCUGACCCUCGACACGGAAUUGGAGCAAAACCAGAGAGACAUGCUCAAUAUCGUCUUCUCACUCGCCAAUAGCUUGUUGACGAUCAUCGACGACAUUCUCGAUAUUUCCAAAAUCGAGGCGAACAGGAUGAUCCUGGAAGAAGAGCCAUUUUCGUUACGGAGCUUGGUCUUCAACAGCUUGAAAUCGCUGGCAGUCCGUGCAAAUGAGAAGGACAUCAGCUUGGUGUAUGACACCGACAGCUCUGUGCCCGACUACAUUGUUGGGGACUCCUUCCGUCUACGCCAGAUUAUUCUCAACCUUGCUGGAAACGCAAUCAAGUUUACCGAGCACGGUGAAGUGCGGGUGAAGAUUUCCUCUGAUCACACUGUCAAGUGCAGUGAAGAAGAGGUCGUGGUCAAGUUUGCAGUGUCGGAUACGGGCAUUGGCAUCCACUCCGACAAGCUGGACCUCAUCUUCGACACCUUCCAACAAGCAGACGGCUCGACCACUCGAAAAUUCGGCGGCACAGGACUGGGCCUGUCGAUUUCCCGCAGACUGGUCACGCUCAUGCGUGGCAAGAUGUGGGUAGAGUCGACCUAUGGCUCCGGCAGUACGUUCUUCUUCACAUGCGUGGUUCGACUGGGACCCAACGAUACGCAGAAAGUGAUGUCGUCGCUGCAACAAUACCGAAAACACAAGGUGCUCUACGUGGACAACGGUAACACUGAUUGCGCGGAUGAUAUCGCAGACAAUAUCAAGGCGCUAGAUCUCGUACCAUGCGUCGUGGGUAAUGGCAGGACAGUGCCUUCUGAGAUCAGUCCGGAUGACAGCUAUGACUGCGUUAUCGUGGAUAACAGCGACACGGCGCAGAGGCUUCGCAGCAUGGAGCGGUUCAAGUACAUACCGAUUGUCAUGUUGGCACCUGCGAUCUCGGUCAACUUCAAGACGGCGUUGGAGAAUGGCAUUUCGAGCUACAUGACAACGCCAUGCUUGCCGAUUGAUCUCGGUAACGCUCUCAUUCCAGCCCUGGAAGGUCGAGCGGCGCCGAUCACAGCUGACCACUCAAGAACAUUCGACAUCCUCUUGGCAGAGGACAACGCGGUCAACCAAAAACUGGCCGUCAAGAUACUGACGAAACACAAUCACAAGGUCACCGUCGCCAACAAUGGCCUCGAAGCCUUCGAGGCGAUCAAGAAGAAACGAUUCGACGUCGUCCUGAUGGAUGUGCAAAUGCCCGUAAUGGGAGGAUUCGAGGCCACCGCCAAAAUUCGCGAGUACGAAAUGGCACACGAGCUGACUCGGUCGCCGAUUGUGGCGCUAACAGCGCAUGCGAUGCUGGGCGAUCGAGAGAAGUGCAUCCAGGCGCAGAUGGAUGAAUAUCUCUCGAAGCCAUUGAAACCCAACCAGCUGAUUCAGACCAUCCUGAAAUGUGCUACGCUAGGCGGUGCGUUACUCGAAAGGAAAUCCGACGGCCGCGGCCUGAUCCACGACGAGGAGAAGAGUUCUGAUAGUAGCCCAGAUCACAACAGAUUGAAGACGCCCAAACGACCUGGCAUGAACGACAGGGGGUACACGGAAAAUGGCCCUUCCGGAUUGGAAAGUCCGGCCAUCGUUACUGCCGAGUCGGAAGAUCCGAUGGGACGGGUAAGGGUUCUCAGAACUGGAAAACAUGCCGUAGUACCUCUGUAACUGACAUUUGCUCACAGGAGGUGCUUUUACGUGCCCACAGCAGCUGA